AUGGCUCGUACAUAUGAGGCUGCGAUUACAGCGCUCAAUUCCCUCCAAACCAACUAUGCCAUCGUGGAGGAGCUGCGGAAAGCCAAAUCGCGGGACGAAAUUAACGAGCGCUCCAUCCCGGAGAUGGUGGAAUGGCUCGAGCGCAUUGGAUACAAGCCAGCCGAUCUGAACCAGUUGAACCUUGUCCAUGUCGCCGGCACCAAAGGCAAAGGUUCCACCUCCGCGUUUAUCUCCUCGAUUCUCUCCCAAUAUACCAAGCCGGAGCUAGGUCAAUCGGCGCCGGCGAUUCACAAGGUUGGACUCUACACCUCUCCGCACCUGCGUUUCGCCCGCGAGCGCAUCAAGAUCGAUAAUACCCCGUUAUCCGAAGAACAAUUCGCGCGUUACUUCUUCGAGGUAUGGGAUCGGCUUGAGGAAACCGCCAAAUCGGCAGGACAGAACCCCACUGCGCCGGGUACCAAGCCUCAAUAUUUCCGCUACUUGACCCUGAUGGCGUUCCACACUUAUAUCAGGGAAGGCGUCAAUGCAGCAGUAAUUGAGUGUGGAAUUGGAGGGCAGUACGAUUGCACGAAUGUGAUUGAACAACCCAAGGUGGCCGCCAUAACAAGCCUUGGUAUCGACCACACCGCGCUAUUGGGAACCACAAUCGAAAACAUCGCAUGGCACAAAGGCGGUAUUAUCAAACCUGGCGUACGAGUAUUUACUGCACCGCAAGCUCUCAGCGCGGAGAAAGUCCUGACCCAGCGCGCUGAGGAGAAAGGCGCCCAGCUGGAUGUGGUGCUGGGCCAUCCCGAACUGCUUGCCGAUGGCAGUCAAGUCAAGCCUGGUCUGGCGGGUGACUUCCAGUAUACGAAUGCCGCCUUGGCUGUUGCAACCGCGGCGGAGUUUUUGAGGAAAAUCGGCGUUGCCGGCAUCCCCAAGAAUAUGUCGUCCGAGUCUCUACCCCCGAAAUUCAAGAAGGGUCUGGAGGAAACCCGUCUCGGCGGCCGUUGUGAAACUCGGACUGAAAAGAACGUGGCUUGGUACAUCGACGGCGGCCACACGCUGGAGAGUAUCCGGCUGGCGGGCUCAUGGUUCGCGUCCCGAAUCCAGGCGGACUCCUCCUCGAGCGACAUGGCGACCAAAAAGCCGAGGAUCUUGAUCUUCAACCAACAGACCCGCGACAGCACGGCUCUUGCCCGCGCGCUGCACGAGACGCUGGCCCUAGCGCUUGGAUCCACCUCCCCAUUCACCCACGCGGUGUUCUGUACCAAUAUCACCUACAAGCAAGCGGGCUACCGGCCGGAUUUGGUCAGCAUGAACACCAACGCCGACGACGUCGAGCUGCUGCGCGUGCAGAAGUCCCUUGCGGAGGCGUGGAAUUCGAAGGACCCCCAGGCGCAGGUGCAGGUGUUCAGCACGAUUGAGGAGGCUGUGGACUUUGCGCGCGAGGUAGCCGCUGCGGCGCGCAAGGAUUUGCCUGAGGAGCAGUCGCCCGUCAUGACUUUUGUCACCGGCAGUCUGCAUCUGGUGGGCGGUUUCCUGGAUGUGGUUGAGACCAAGCCAUGCCCGUGA
Messenger RNA from Penicillium lagena, 1554 nucleotides. RefSeq names its product tetrahydrofolate synthase. Gene Ontology annotation, molecular function: ATP binding; tetrahydrofolylpolyglutamate synthase activity. Gene Ontology annotation, biological process: tetrahydrofolylpolyglutamate biosynthetic process. Lineage: Eukaryota; Fungi; Ascomycota; Eurotiomycetes; Eurotiales; Aspergillaceae. Gene Ontology annotation, cellular component: cytoplasm; cytosol; mitochondrion. The record is from RefSeq and is a predicted model, not a curated record. The transcript has 3 exons. The coding region runs from base 1 to 1554 and encodes 517 amino acids.